Mya arenaria is the source of this 3065-nucleotide messenger RNA. Its product is annotated as eukaryotic translation initiation factor 2A-like. NCBI's taxonomy places the organism in Eukaryota, Metazoa, Mollusca, Bivalvia, Myida, Myidae. Gene Ontology annotation, cellular component: cytosolic small ribosomal subunit. Gene Ontology annotation, biological process: translational initiation. The record is from RefSeq and is a predicted model, not a curated record. The transcript has 17 exons. The coding region runs from base 8 to 1741 and encodes 577 amino acids. Gene Ontology annotation, molecular function: protein binding; ribosome binding; mRNA binding.
AUACAAUAUGGCGCUGCCCAUUGCACUUCGAGGUUCGUCCGGGAUCUGGAUGGUAAAUGGGCCACCAAACCCAGGGCAACAGCAUGAUUUUGCAAGGGAGCCGAGUGGACGUUGUAAAGUGAUGGUGUUCAGCAAGGAUGGCUCAAGACUCGCCUGGUGUAAUGGAGAUUGCGUGAAGGUUUAUGACACAGUGAAGAAUGAGUUUAUUCAGGAAUUUCCCCGUCCUAAGGCCUCCUGUAUGACGUUCUCACCUAGGGCCUCAUUGCUCGUCACUUGGGAACCGUACACAGUUGACAAGGAAACCCAGGCUGGGGUAGCCAACCUUCACAUCUACAAUGUGGCCAGCGGACAGUGUGUCAAGUCACUUAUACAGAAGAAAGUCACAUACUGGAGUCCCAGUUUCUCUGAUGAUGAGAAAAUAUGCUGUAGAAAUGUCAACAAUGAGCUUCACUUCUUUGAAAAUGGAAAUUUUGAUGAAAUCAAGACCAAGUUGCACCUACAGAAGGUAGCAGGCUACAGUUUGUCUGGUGCUGGCCCGCCGUAUAUGGUGGCAGGCUACGUCCCUGGCGCUAAGGGUCAGCCCUCUUUUGUACGAGUGUUCAAGUACCCUAACUUUGGUGGCAAUAACGCAGCCAUCGCAAACAGAACGUUUUUCAAGGCUGACAAGGUGGAGAUGCAGUGGAACAACAAUGGGUCGGCCAUGUUGCUAUUGACAACCACAGACACAUCAGAGUCAUCAUAUUAUGGAGAUCAGGGACUGCACUAUCUGGGAGUUAAUGGUGAGAGCAGCCUCGUUCACCUGGGGAAGAAUGGACCGGUGUACCAUGUGGAAUGGAGCCCUAAAAGCACUGAAUUCUGUGUUGUGUAUGGAUUCAUGCCAGCCAAGGUGACAAUCUACAACCAGAAGACAGAGCCUGUGUUUGACUUCGGCACGGGACCAAGGAACUUCUCCUUCUACAAUCCACAGGGAAACAUUCUUGCAUUGUGUGGGUUUGGUAAUCUCCGUGGUAACAUGGAAUUCUGGGACGUAAAGCAGAAGAAGCUGAUAUGCCAGGCCACAUCACCAGACACGACAUCGUUUCAGUGGUGCGCAGAUGGUGAACAUGUGCUUACAGCUACCUGUGCUCCCAGACUCCGGGUUGGGAAUGGGUUCCGUAUCUGGCACUACAGUGGUGCGAUGUUACAUGAGGAGUUAACAGGCAAAGGGGAGGAACUCUGGGAGGGAUUCUGGUGCCCCGCUCCCACUGGCCGGUUCCCGGAGAAACCAAUUAGCUAUAGACAGGUUCAGUCUGAAGUAGCUGCUCCUGCACCUCCUCCCGGUGCCCAGAAAACCUAUGUGCCACCAUCAAUGCGGGGUCGGGAAGGGACCAUGCCAUCCACGAAACUUCACGAGUAUGAGCUUCCGUCCAACAUGAAACAGCAAGCCACAGAUCCUAACAAGCCAAUGAGUAAAAACAAGAAGAAGAAAGAAGCAAAGAAGAAUAGAGAUGCUGAUAAGGGGGGAGCAAAUGAGCAGGCCCCUGCUCCCAUGGCAACUGCUGCCCCUAGCAACCCAGCAGCGCCUUCUACAGGUGACCCAGAGAAGGACAAGAAGAUUAGGAAUCUCAGGAAGAAAUUACAGCAAGUUGAGAAGUUGAAGGAGCAGCAGGCAGCUGGGAAGACUCUGGAGAAAAACCAGUUGGAGAAGUUAAAGACUGAGGACUCAUUACUGGAGGAGAUAGAAGCCCUGGAAAUAAGCUGAUAAGCACUGUGGCUGAUGCCGGGAAAGAAUGAGUUAUUGCAAGCUGUAGGGUGAAAUAGUUGUACUGGUGUGUUUAAUGGCAUUAUGAGAAGUGCUAAUUGAUGUGCUGGAAUUUGUAUUGAAACCAAGCAGUUUUAUGUUAAAUAUUUGGUGCAUUUUUCAACAAUAUUUUCCUUUUAUUUAGAAAAUGGGUUUAAUUGUAUUGAUUUAUUGUUAUUUGGCAAUCAGUUUUGUUGUCGAUGGUUCAGAAUGCAUGGUUAUUUACAACGAAAAAUGUCAACAAUACACUUGUAAAUAAUAAAGAAAAACGUAUAUAUAGCAGGACACAAGUGCUGAUAACUAGUUGUUGAUUGGAGAAACUGCUGAUUAGAUCAAUUUCAACAGACAUUCAAAUGACAAUUUAAUCUGAAAGGAUUUUAUUUCUAUGGAUAUUAUUGUCAAUUGUGCAAUACUGUGCUCAACCCUAACAUACAUACCAGCCAUUGUCACUAAUGUUCUGAGUCUGAGUGGCAGACUCAUACCUCAAUAGUGCAAAUCCUAUUUUUAAUCUCCAGUGCAAAAAAAAAUUGGUUUAACAUCAAUUUCACAUCCAAAAAACUGAUAAAACUAUCUUUAAUUACAUUUAAAAAAGACCUCAGCGGAUCAUGGUCCCUGCAGGUAUUUACCAUGUACAUGUAUGCAUACUGACACUCUAGACCUCAGCGGAUCAUGGUCCCUGCAGGUAUUUACCAUGUACAUGUAUGCAUACUGACACUCUAGACCUCAGCGGAUCAUGGUCCCUGCAGGUAUUUACCAUGUACAUGUAUGCAUACUGACACUCUAGACCUCAGCGGAUCAUGGUCCCUGCAGGUAUUUACCAUGUACAUGUAUGCAUACUGACACUCUAGACCUCAGCGGAUCAUGGUCCCUGCAGGUAUUUACCAUGUACAUGUAUGCAUACUGAGACUCUAGACCUCAGCGGAUCAUGGUCCCUGCAGGUAUUUACCAUGUACAUGUAUGCAUACUGACACUCUAGACCUCAGCGGAUCAUGGUCCCUGCAGGUAUUUACCAUGUACAUGUAUGCAUACUGACACUCUAGACCUCAGCGGAUCAUGGUCCCUGCAGGUAUUUACCAUGUACAUGUGUGCAUACUGAGUGAUCUACUACAAGCCAUCACAUUUACGUUCAUGUCUGAUUGUGAUCUAGAUCAUAUUAAACCUGACUUAAAUCAUGCACUUUUUUCAUUUUGUGUUAAACUGUGUUGAAAAUAGAUUAGAUUGUUAGUUAUUAUGUUGACUGUAUUUAAGAACUGUUUACUGACAAAUAAACCUUUUGUUAACUUUC